AUGGACGAUGCGCCGCCACUCAUUGAAACACCACCACCAAGAAAACAAUCUCGAGGUACAGCUGCUGAAUAUCAGCCGUUACCGGCAGAGAAACCGGCGACUUUGGCUGUCCGUGAAUCAGACAGCAUAGAACCGAUGUCAGGGUUAACUCCAAGGUUAGAGUCGCGAGUAUCUGCGUUAAGACGCCGUUCAUCGCAAGCGCGAGAUCGCUGGGCGACAAAAAUGGAAUUUCUACUGGCUGUGAUUGGUUAUGCAGUUGAUCUGGGUAAUAUCUGGAGAUUCCCAUCGGUCUGCUAUAAACAUGGGGGAGGAGCUUUCCUCAUCCCCUACCUGGUGAUGUUACUUGUUGGUGGCCUACCCAUGUUCUAUAUGGAGUUGGCACUGGGUCAAUUUCAUCGGUCUGGCUGUGUAAGUAUAUGGCGAAAGGUGUGUCCGAUGUUCAAAGGUGAGCAGUAG
This is a messenger RNA of Cylicostephanus goldi, 456 nucleotides long. The record is from the annotation of a GenBank genome assembly. NCBI's taxonomy places the organism in Eukaryota, Metazoa, Nematoda, Chromadorea, Rhabditida, Strongylidae.